This is a messenger RNA of Lobosporangium transversale, 180 nucleotides long. RefSeq names its product Homeodomain-like protein. Lineage: Eukaryota; Fungi; Mortierellomycota; Mortierellomycetes; Mortierellales; Mortierellaceae. The annotation marks the transcript as partial. The record is from RefSeq and is a predicted model, not a curated record. Gene Ontology annotation, biological process: cell differentiation; regulation of transcription by RNA polymerase II. Gene Ontology annotation, molecular function: DNA-binding transcription factor activity, RNA polymerase II-specific; RNA polymerase II cis-regulatory region sequence-specific DNA binding. The transcript has a single exon.
CUUAAACGCAGACGACGACUGACCAAUGAGGAAAGCGAAUUUUUGAUUCAUCAAUUUAAGAUCAACGAGCGACCAACAGCGCAGGAGCGUGAGUCGUUUGCCAAGUACCUCAAAUUGGACCGAAGGACUAUCCAAGUAUGGUUCCAAAACCGGAGGGCGAAACUUAAACGUGAUGAGAAA